Messenger RNA from Verticillium dahliae VdLs.17, 1083 nucleotides. Its product is annotated as MYB DNA-binding domain-containing protein. The record is from RefSeq and is a predicted model, not a curated record. NCBI's taxonomy places the organism in Eukaryota, Fungi, Ascomycota, Sordariomycetes, Glomerellales, Plectosphaerellaceae. The coding region runs from base 1 to 1083 and encodes 360 amino acids. The transcript has 3 exons.
AUGGAACAGCAGCAAACCCCCGACGCCCGUCCAACGCAGCCCGAGAGGGCCUCCGCUCAGCCAAUUCUUUCUCUUCAGGUUCCGGCGACCGUCCAGAGCGGUUCGCUCUGGCGGGACCCAUGCAUUGGAGGCACGCUGGCGGGCCAUUACCGGGUAGGGGACUACAAUGUCGAUUACUCGGCACAAGACUCGCAUCAAGUCGAUCAGAGUCACCAGCAACAACACAGCUUUGAUCCCUCUCCCCAUCAGCACCCACGAACCUCCCUCCAUCAUGGCGGUGGUACAUCCCAUUGCCUGCCCGAGCCGCAGCAGAGCCACCACCAACACCACCACCACCACACGGCCAUGGCCCAGCACCAUAGCCACAACCCUCACCAGGUGCUGAUGGAUCCAUCGCACAUGGGGCACCCGCGACACAUGGGCUCUUCGCAUUUUGCUGCUCCAGGUUCGGUUGUUUCACCGCUCUAUCCUUCCAUGGCAACGCCGCCCCAGGUCCACGGCCAACAUGCCUCCAUCAAGCGACCUCGACCCGAGGACCUCGACCUGUCCGUGGCGCCGAUCGGAGACCUGGACCACAGUGAACUGGACAGCAUGCAAACACCUCUAGGCGCAACCUAUGGCGAAGCCUCUGGUGCUAUGCAGCCGCCGAUGCAUCAUCACCACAGGAUGCCCGACUCGGGCCCCCCUUCCAAGCUGAUGAGGAGGGAUGGAGAAUCGCUUCCCAGCGUAGUGGGACAAGCCGGGAUGCCUGCACCAGCAAUGAGGCCGCGAGGGCCGAAGCUCAAAUUUACACCAGAAGACGAUCAGCUUCUGAUCGAGCUGAAAGAGAAUAAAAGCCUUACAUGGAAACAAAUCGCCGACUUCUUUCCCGGCCGCUCCUCAGGCACCCUACAAGUUCGAUACUGCACCAAGCUCAAGGCGAAAACCACGCAGUGGACUGACGAAACGGACCAGAAACUACAAUCAGCCCUGCAAGACUACGAAAGCGAGAAAUGGCGCAUUGUUGCCAACAAGGUCGGGACCGGCUUUACGCCAGCCGCGUGCCGAGAGCGCGCACAAGAACUUCUUGAGGGUCCUUUAUAG